UGUAUAUUCUCGUUCCCAGCGUGAGUGCAUCUCUAUCCACGUGGGGCAGGCGGGGGUCCAGAUCGGCAAUGCCUGCUGGGAGCUCUACUGCCUUGAACAUGGAAUUCAGCCCGACGGCCAGAUGCCAAGCGACAAAACCAUCGGCGGUGGGGAUGACUCGUUCAACACGUUCUUCAGUGAGACUGGGGCUGGCAAGCAUGUGCCCAGAGCCGUGUUCGUGGACCUGGAGCCCACCGUGGUCGAUGAAGUGCGCACGGGGACCUACAGGCAGCUCUUCCACCCGGAGCAGCUGAUCACCGGGAAGGAGGACGCGGCCAAUAACUACGCCAGAGGCCAUUACACCAUCGGCAAGGAGAUCGUCGAUCUGGUCCUGGACCGGAUUCGCAAACUGGCGGACCUGUGCACGGGCCUGCAGGGCUUCCUCAUCUUCCACAGCUUCGGGGGCGGCACCGGCUCGGGCUUUGCGUCUCUGCUCAUGGAGCGGCUCUCGGUGGACUAUGGCAAGAAGUCCAAGCUGGAGUUCGCCAUCUACCCAGCCCCCCAGGUGUCUACAGCUGUGGUGGAGCCCUACAACUCCAUCCUGACCACGCACACGACCCUGGAGCACUCGGACUGUGCCUUCAUGGUGGACAACGAGGCCAUCUAUGACAUCUGCCGGCGCAACCUGGACAUCGAGCGGCCCACGUACACCAACCUUAACCGUCUGAUCGGGCAGAUCGUGUCCUCCAUCACGGCCUCCCUGCGCUUUGACGGCGCCCUCAACGUGGACCUGACGGAGUUCCAGACCAACCUGGUGCCCUACCCCCGCAUCCACUUCCCCCUGGCCACGUACGCCCCAGUCAUCUCGGCCGAGAAGGCCUACCAUGAGCAGCUGUCCGUGGCCGAGAUCACCAACGCCUGCUUCGAGCCGGCCAACCAGAUGGUCAAGUGUGACCCUCGCCACGGCAAGUACAUGGCCUGCUGCAUGCUGUACAGGGGGGACGUGGUCCCCAAAGACGUCAAUGCGGCCAUCGCCACCAUCAAGACGAAGCGCACCAUCCAGUUUGUGGACUGGUGCCCGACUGGGUUCAAGGUGGGCAUCAAUUACCAGCCCCCCACGGUGGUCCCAGGGGGAGACCUGGCCAAGGUGCAGCGGGCUGUGUGCAUGCUGAGCAACACCACGGCCAUCGCCGAGGCCUGGGCCCGCCUGGACCACAAGUUCGACCUCAUGUAUGCCAAGCGCGCCUUUGUGCACUGGUAUGUGGGGGAGGGCAUGGAGGAGGGCGAGUUCUCGGAGGCCCGGGAGGACCUGGCAGCGCUGGAGAAAGAUUACGAAGAGGUGGGCGUGGACUCGGUGGAAGCGGAGGCCGAGGAAGGGGAAGAGUACUGAACGGGAGGGAGCGGCUAGUGGCCCCCUGUACCCCGCCAACUGUCAUGUUACAGAUAUUUACCUACAGUUUCUGAAUUAAACCUCUGUCUCUUGUGCUCACCUGGAACACGCUCAUCUGUCCACAGGAGCAGGGAGGACCCCUCUGCUGGGCCAUGUGGACGGCUGUCCAGCUGCUUGGGCUGCGCUGCUGGGGUGGGUGGACGUACAUCUGUAAGGAGCCUCUGCUUGUGUGACGCGACCCAAGGGCAAAAAGUCAGUGUUUCCAAUCCAAGGUUUUAAAACAAAUAGUUCUAGGAAAACUGAGUUAGGUUUUUCAAUUGAAUUUGCCAUUUUUCAGGCUUCUUUAUUGACGGGACAAGUGGACUAAGGUAUAAAAGCUUAGAAUUGGAGUUUGAAAACCUGAGGUCCAUGUAAACCUGUAAAACUGGGGCAAAUGUGGAAGGUCAAGACAUUUUGGGGGAAAGGGUUUUACUGGAUUCUCUGUGGCAUGCAUGACCCACAGAGGGUUAAAAGCUCUAGGUCACAGCCCUUCUGUGCUCAAACCCCUGCUGCACCUGAGCGCCCUGGGAGGGCCUCAGUGAAAAGGCAGAAGACCUGGUAAUAUGCACAUUUUCUCACAGGCUCAAAAUAGAGGUCUGGGAGGUGGGGUCACUGGUUGAAGUCACUUGGUUGGUUCA
Molecule: messenger RNA, 2046 nt
Organism: Aethalodelphis obliquidens (Pacific white-sided dolphin)
Lineage: Eukaryota; Metazoa; Chordata; Mammalia; Artiodactyla; Delphinidae
Product: tubulin alpha-3 chain
Exons: 4
Coding region: 122-1369 (415 amino acids)
Biological process (GO): microtubule-based process
Cellular component (GO): microtubule
Molecular function (GO): structural constituent of cytoskeleton; GTP binding
Source: RefSeq, a predicted model, not a curated record